GCCAUGUCGUCUCCCGGCUCGUCGUUUGUGCAGAUAAAGCAUGAGGACCUGCUCUUCUAUGAGAACUGUGGAGGAGGCAGCUUUGGGAGCGUCUAUAGAGCACUCUGGAUAUCCCAGGACAAGGAAGUGGCUGUGAAAAAGCUUUUGAAGAUUGACAAAGAGGCUGAGAUUCUCAGUGUCCUGAGUCAUAAGAACAUCAUUCAGUUUUAUGGAGCCGUGCUGGAAUCUCCCAACUAUGGCAUUGUCACAGAAUAUGCUAGUGGAGGGUCUCUAUAUGAGUACCUUUCCAGUGAGCAGAGUGAGGAGAUGGACAUGGAGCAGAUCAUGACAUGGGCCAUACAGAUAGCCAAAGGGAUUCAUUACCUCCAUGCAGAAGCUCCAGUCAAAGUCAUCCACAGAGACCUCAAGUCACGGAACGUGGUCAUGACUGCAGACAAAGUACUGAAGAUUUGUGACUUUGGGGCUUCCAAGUUCUUGUCCCAUACCACCCACAUGACGGUGGUGGGCACUUUCCCCUGGAUGGCUCCUGAAGUCAUACAGAGCCUGCCUGUGUCAGAGACUUGUGACACCUACUCCUAUGGUGUGGUGCUGUGGGAGAUGCUGACUCGGGAAGUUCCUUUCAAAGGUUUUGAAGGGCUGCAGGUUGCGUGGCUGGUGGUGGAAAAACAAGAGAGGCUGACUAUCCCCACCAGCUGUCCAGCAAGUUUUGCAGAGCUGAUGAGGAAAUGUUGGCAAGCAGACCCAAAGGAGCGUCCGCAGUUUAAGCAGGUGAUGGUAACCCUGGAGACCAUGGCCAACGACAGCAGGCUACCGGACCAGUGUAACUCCUUCCUACACAACAAGGACCAGUGGAGGUGUGAAAUAGAGUCGACCCUGGAGCGCCUUCGGAAGCUGGAGAGGGAGCUUUACUCCAAGGAGAAGGAACUGGAGGAGAGGGAGAGGAGGCUCAAACUGUGGGAGGAGAGGCUGAUGGAGAGGUCCAAUAUGACUCCCAGUCCAACCUCCCUACUCAUGGAGCGCUCAAACAUCUCACCAUUCUUCACACCGAUGUCCAUUGGUUCCUCCGGCUCUUUCUUCCGCUCGGACUCCAACAGUGCAACAGUCAGCAGUGCUGGUGUCAGCUCUCUUCUCCGCACUCUCAGCAACGGAGAAACUGAAAGGGGAAGCAGUACAGUGCUGGACAGGGGGAUGGGCUCUCUCGACGGCGGGAGGCUGCACGCCAUGCUCCGAGGGUUGCAGGGGAGGUUCGGAGAGGAUGACGAGGAAGAAGAGGGAACCCUGGAGGAGAAAGGUUGGGGGCAGAGGGAGAGAGAUAGUGACAGUGGGAGUAUGGAGGGAGGAAGGGUGCAGGUGACACUCAGGAGCUUCCCAGGUGGUGUGGUGGAGAGGGAGGAGAGGACGUGGGAGGAGGGGGACAGAGAGAGAGGAGGGAUGCAGAGGAGCAGGGUGACCACCAUAGUCCGAGGCUUCUCGGGUGGGUUCGGAGAAGCUGAGGGGGAGAGGGAGAAAGAGGCAGGAUGGGAGAUUGAAAAAGUUGGGGAUGAGAGAGGGAUGGAGGGGAUGUUCAAAGGUCUGCAUGGGAGUUUGGGCGGCUUGGGGGACAUGAUGUCCUUAGACAUAGAUGAAAUGGGGGAUAUGGAGAGACUAGGUGACAUGGACAUGAACAUGAACAUGGGUGACCUGGGCGUCAUGAAGGUUGUAGGCCACGGUGUAGGUCAUGGUGUCAGGAGUGAGGUGGGUGUCAGGGGCCGCAGGAGUGACAUGGGAGUUGUAGUCCAGGGAGUCAGAGGUGACGUCAGUGAGGCCGUGAGCCAAAAGAUAAGAGGUGAAAUGGGCGUCAUUGGUCAGUCAGGGGUGCAGGUGAGCAUGCGGGCUUCAUCCAAUCAGAACUCUGUGAAGAGCUGCAGUGUGCGACAUGGAACCAAAAUCAACAUGGCUACUGCGGCCAUGGACAUGAUGGAGCUCGAUUGGUCUGACAGCGACUAGAAGACACAUUAGCACACACAGACGCACAGAAGACACACACAGAGGCCAAACUAGAAAGAUCGACUUGUUCGCACAUACAGUAUCUGAGCUACAGUAUGUGCAUUAGAAUCUCCAGUUGAAAAAUAGCUGAUUAUACACACAUUUCUCUUGUUAAAAUAUUCUUUUUUUUUAUUGAAGCAAUGAAUACUACAAAUGCGUACUGUGAAGUGGGAAGGAGCAACGAGACAAUUAGAGGUUGUCUUGUCAUGUAGUCAGAAUGACUUCACCUGUGUAAUUUAAUGUGCUAUUAAAACUGCUGCAUAACAUACUGUAAGAGGUACAAGUGUUACAAAAAUAACACACUUGAAUGCCGCUCUAACGAGGCAGCACUGUCUGAUAUUUUUCUCCUGCUUAUAUCUUGUAGUUUGCAGAUUUGAUUUGUUCAAAACAAGCUUUGACGUUAUCAGUUCUAACUGUGAUCUAGUGUGUGAAUUUUUGGCAUUUUUUUUUCUCUGUAUAUUUUAUCCUUUUUCAAUAAAAAGAAA
This is a messenger RNA of Scomber japonicus (chub mackerel), 2510 nucleotides long. Its product is annotated as mitogen-activated protein kinase kinase kinase 20-like. Bases 4 to 1986 code for a protein of 660 amino acids. The record is from RefSeq and is a predicted model, not a curated record. Lineage: Eukaryota; Metazoa; Chordata; Actinopteri; Scombriformes; Scombridae. Gene Ontology annotation, biological process: protein phosphorylation. Gene Ontology annotation, molecular function: protein kinase activity; ATP binding. Gene Ontology annotation, cellular component: cytoplasm. The transcript is spliced from 11 exons.